Molecule: messenger RNA, 1007 nt
Organism: Trichosurus vulpecula (common brushtail)
Lineage: Eukaryota; Metazoa; Chordata; Mammalia; Diprotodontia; Phalangeridae
Gene: HDDC3
Product: HD domain containing 3
Exons: 4
Coding region: 99-638 (179 amino acids)
Molecular function (GO): guanosine-3',5'-bis(diphosphate) 3'-diphosphatase activity
Source: RefSeq, a predicted model, not a curated record
GGUCGGGGCCGGCCUCCGGGGCGCAGGGGGCGCUGUGAUCGGCCACGGGCGCCAAGGCCACCUCCCGCGCGUCCCCCACCGGCUCCGAGGCAGCCGCGAUGAGCUCAGACGCGGCGUUGCUUUUGGAGGCGGCCGACUUCGCCGCCAGGAAGCAUCGCAAGCAGCGGCGGAAGGACCCGGAGGAGACCCCGUACAUCAAUCACCCCAUCGGUGUGGCUCGCAUCUUAACCCACGAGGCGGGAGUGACGGACGUCGUGGUGCUGCAGGCCGCUUUGCUUCACGACACUGUGGAAGACACAGACACCACGUUGGAGGAGGUGGAGGAACAUUUUGGGGCGGAGGUGAGGCGCAUUGUGGAUGAGGUGACCGAUAACAAGGAGCUGCCCAAGCUGGAGCGAAAGCGACUGCAGGUGGAGAACGCCUCGCACAGCAGCCGGGGUGCCAAGCUGGUGAAACUGGCAGAUAAGCUGUACAACCUUCGGGACCUGAACCGGCGCACCCCGAAAGGAUGGUCUGAGCAGAGGGUUCAGGAGUACUUUGAGUGGGCAGCACAAGUGGUAAAAGGCCUUCAGGGCACAAGCCCCCAAAUGGAAGGUGCAUUGCAGAAACUGUUCCAAGAACGAGGACUAUCCCUGUGAGCAGCAGGGGGUAACUAGAAAUGUCGUGAAGACUUCAACUUGAUCUAGGCCAAGAAGAGGAUUCAAAAAUCUACUCUGAUGAUAUUGAAGCCCCCAAGGCAAUAUACUGAUUCCUUUAACAGAAUUUUAUAAAGUGGGAAGGACUCUGGCUUUCUUUCUGCUACCUGAGUUAAACACUAAUUUUUGAAACUUAGACUGCCUUCUAUGCCUAUUGUAACCCUGUAAUACACAGUGACCUUUGAGACUGCUUCUCUGGGUCUGUGAGCUUUUUUUCUAAGUUGGAUUCACUGAUCAUACUGAAGACAGAAGAACACUGAUUUUUGUUUUAUAAAUCCAAUGAAAAUAAAAGGCCUGCAGAAAUACUUAAAA